AAUAGAGGAGGUGACAUGUCAAAAAAUAUAGUUUCUCAUUGGACGAUUAUUUUCGCCUACGUGGACACUCUAUCUGAGACUUAUUUCCUCCAGUUUUAAUUAAAAUCUGUAAUAUUUAAGAGUUAUUACUUUAGAAAACUGUGAUUUAAUAUAUAAAUUUAAUCAAUUACACAGUAAUUUACUUAAUUUAAUUGUCCAAACAAUAUCCAAUUAAUAAAGUUACAUUGAAAUAUAAAAAAAAUUAUAUAGUGAAACAAAAAAUAAAUUUCCAUAUCUACGAAAAUUCUACAUCAGAAAAGGAAGGUAGUAUAAUUCCUUGAAUCGAGAUUUUUAAACACAAACAUCCAAAAUAUAAUCAAGGUAUGACAAUGUUUUACUUAAGAAUUGAGUUAUUGGUAUAUCAAAAAAUUUGAGAAAUAAUGAAUUAUUAAACAAAAUAAUUCAAACUUUUAACAUUUGAAAGAUAAUGAAAUAUAUGAAGUCAUAACUCAACUAUUUUAAUAGUAAAAUUUGGGCUACGCAAAAUAUCCAAACCCAAAGAUCCGACUUAAAUCAACCCGAAAAUCAGGCUUUCGAACUCGAUCAGAUAUGUGAUAAAUAACCGAAUGGGUCUUAAAUUGAUGUAUCUGAAGAUCUGGAACCCAAUCUGGUCUAAACCAAGAAUCAAAUGAGUAACCGAAGAUAUCCAAAAUUUAUAUAUAUAUCUAAAAAUAUUUGUUACAAUUGUACAUAUAAGUAUUUUAAUAAUUUAAUUUAAAAUCAUAAGUUAAUUAUAUUAUUUAAUUUCAAUAUUUUGUGUGUUUUCGGUUAAAAUAGGAUAGCGUGAAUAAAAAUGCUCAAAAAGUGUAUAUAAUGAAUUUUUUUGGUUAUUAUUGGUACAUUUGGAUAGUUUGGAUACAAAAUACUUGAACUAAAUUGGGUAAUAUGGUUACUUUUAGUACAAAUAUCUGAACAUGUUUAAAAUACAUUGCUAAUUUGGUUAUUUUCAGGGUAAAAAACAUUUUGUAAUUUUGUAUAACAUUUAAUAUAUUUUAAUUUUGUUAAAUUAUUUAUUUUUUACUUCUAUGUCAAUUUUUAUCGUUUUACAUUGUAUUCAAAUUAAUUCUAAAUUUUAAAUAAAUAAAUUUUAUAAUAUAAUAGCUGAAUUUAUUUGAUUGGAAAUUGUUUUUUUUAGUUAAACUGAAAUGAAUAUUUUUCUUUUCUUUUCUUUUUAGAAAGUCUCGAUCUCACCGUGGAGCUUCGAGUUACGAUUUCAGAACCUUGUAGCCAGAGAUUACUCAGAAGAAGCAUAUGACAAUGGUUCCAUCAAGGUUUUGCCGAUGAGUAUCUCAACUCGAUCUCACCGGAGAAUCUUGUUCUUUUAAUGUAAAGAACACAUACAAAGAAGAAAAGUUGGAUUGUAUUAGCUUUACUAAGUUUAACACUGAUACGUUUGGUAUUUGGCACAAUAGCAGCACAGAAAGUCAUCUGACACUGUAGGAGAACUGACCAAUUCCCAAUUGUUGAUAUCUUCAGAGGUCCAUGAGCUUUCAUAAAUGACUGCAGGACGUCAUCGAGAAGCCAACUUGAUUUGUCAUGUGCGAUUCCAAUUAUGUGGAAGAUACAUUCAACUCCGACCAACAACUCCCAUCUGAGCAACUGGCAGAAGCUUAGUAGACGGCUGAACAACUUCACAACCUUAGCCAGAAGGCUUUUCAGCGCUAGUGGCGGGUUACGGGUAUAUCACGUCUAACAAAGGAAAACCCAUCCCUAUCAUCUUCUUCAAGGUUACUGCCCCUUUAAUCUAAAUAAGAUGAAGAAAAUGAACAUCUAAGAAUGUACAUAUCCUGCAGGAGUACGUAUCAGUGUACCAGUUACAUGCCCCAAACUUAUGGAGAGUUUUCCCAUGUACGAUUUUAGAGACAAUGAUGGUUCUUGAAGUACUCCUUCUCGAGUGUGGUUGGAUAUCAGGUGGAAGGUCGAGGACGUCAAGUCCUUUUCUACACGCCAGAUCACACACAGUUUGUGUUCUAUUGUGCCUGCACACAGUUACACCAAUUCGUUACAAACAGUGAAAGUCACUGACACAUGGCUUUUAGAAAUGGUCACUGAAACAUCAAAAAAUACAGGGUAUUGAUGCCGUUUCUGGAUAUGAUUUGGGAUGAUGCUUAUACCAGUCUUAUAAAAAAAAUCGCUUUAAACAUGAGUCCUGCUUUAGUUUCCAUUUGCUAAUCAACUGCAAUUGUUCAUUAUAUGGUUAACUGAACAGUUUAUAUGGUGCAGAGAUACAAAGUAAGAGAAAUAAAAAAAAUUUGAUGAAUGCUGACCUUACAGAUUUUUAAGCUGAGACCAGUUGCCAAUACACUCUGAGAUGGUUCCCUAGAAGUGAUUGUCACUUACCCUUCUGCAGUUGAAAACACAAAAACAGUUUAGGACUAUUAAAUUUACCUUCUUGGACUACUUAUAGGUUUUCUUGACGACCUCGUUGUUAACUGAGGUGAGAAUUCAUAAGUUUCAAAGAAUUUCAUACUACAGAAAAAAAAGUAUACAUAAAAGUCAGGAAGAAUUCAACAUGAAAACUUAAAAGUUAAAACCCAGAAAAGGUUUAGCUCAAACUUAUAUUACAACUCUAAAAAUUACUCCACUGCAUCCAAUCAAGAAAAAUAUUCAAAUUUACACACACAGAAUUAAUAUUCUUAUGAGGGCUAAUAUUGAUCUCACGGUAGACGGAACUGUACUUGAUUCUGACUAUGGUCAUCCGUGUUGUUUUGGGAGCUCUGACAUGAUCGGAACACGGGUUAUGCUUCAAAACCAACAAUCGUUCUGAUCUUAUAUCCAUGCCUAACUCCCUGCUUAAAUAGAAAGGUGAUUAUGUGAAUGAAAAACAAUGCUAUGAUUUUGCUGUUUUUUAAGAAUUAAGCUAACAUCAAUGAAAGGGUUCAAAAAAAAAAAAGCUAACAUCAAUGGAUCACGCAAAAAGAAUCGAAGGAACUAUUUUGAGCAGAGUAAAAUAAUGAAUAUGAAGAGAGUAGACACAAACCUUGAUUGUUAUAAUACAGGACGAUGGGAGACCUUCCCGUGGAGACAAAAGACUUUCGUGGAUUAAGCAGUAGGUACUUGUAAAUGGUUAUUCUCAAAAGUGUGUUACAGGAUCCGACUAAACUAUCAUAUGAAGUAGAACAAUCUGGUCGUUGUGCCAUCAAUACGCCUCAAGCCUCAACUUAAUCACUAUCAAAGUCUACAUAAAUCAAGUAUAUAGUUUUUUUUUUGAUCAAUUAAGUAUUUAGUUUCUACAUUAAAACCAGAGAGGAAGGUAAAACCUGGUUACAACUUACAUUAGGACGGCACUGGCUUCUUUGGAUACCGAUGGUGAUGAAGGUGGAACCAAUAGGAUUUUGAGUUUCCAGACUGUGUUUCACCUCAGUUCCAUUUUGGUGAAGCCAUCUCGCUGUUAGAAAAUCUUGAAGGAUUUAACGGUGAUGAAUCUGAUGUAAUGGAAGAUCAAGAACCCAAAGAAUGAGAACUUAACGAUUAGGAUAAACACGUAGUUUGGAGCUCAUGGAGACCAGUUGCAGAAGUCUGGAAAGUUGGAUGAUGACUUUCUGUUAUCCUUGGCUUUUGAAGAUGGGAGUUUGCUGAUUUCUUCAUGAUCAGUGUUUGGUUGAUGACAGAGAUUUAGCGCUGGAAAUACAAACCCAAAAAUCAACUCGACAGGUUCAAUCAUCAGUCGAUUCAAAAUAAAUAGAAUCACUCAAAAAAAAAAUAUCAGAUCCAAUCAAUCUUUAAACUACAGCUUAAUUUGGUUUUGACCUAAAAACCCAAUAUCCAAAUACACAGAGAGCUUGCAUAUAUAUUAUAAAACAAAUUUAGAGGGGGAGAGAUGAGAGCCACCUUGAUCCAGAGUUGAUGACAUUGGCAUGACCGGGGAAAUAUAGAUUCUACGUUGUAGUUCUUCUUCUCCUCAGCAAAAUUGGAUGUGAAGAGGUAGAUUAUAUAGUGAUUGCACUAAAUGAUAAAGCUUUAUGAGUCACAAUUUUAAUGUUACAGAGGAGAAGAGGUGAAACGGUUGGGAUUUCUUCGAGGAAAAGGAGGAAGACGAAGUCGUCGAACUAAUUUUUGAUGUGUGAGGAACAUAUGACAUGGCACAAUACAACUCUAUGAUUGGUCUGAAUUAUUAAUCUGACGUGGAUCCCUUCUCCAUUGAGAAUAUCUGGCUUUUAGUAUAGUAUAGAUUAUUUGACUCAUUUAAUCAUUAUCUUCUUAAAUCUCCAUUUUUCAUAUACAUCCAAUAAUUAAAACUUAAGAGUAAAAGAACCUUGGUUUUUUUACUAAGCUUAGCCUAAUGUUCUGAUGUGAGGAUAGAUCUUCAGAUUUUACUAAUACAUCAUUUUUAACAUGUUGCCCAUAAUCUCACUUUCUUAAACCCAAACUUAUCUUUUUUUUUCUUCAGUUUCCAGUUCUCAAGAGUCUAUAUAAGAAGACACCCUCACAACACCAAAAUAAUCAUACCAACAACAAAAAAAACUAAUUAGUAGCUCUUGAGAAAAAUGGAUUACUCUAGUGUUCUUGCUGAAGGAGGCAAUGAAGUGAACCAAGAGAAGCCUCCACCGCGAGUGUGUCCAAGGUGCAACUCAACCAACACCAAGUUUUGUUACUACAACAACCAUAGUGUGUCUCAACCACGCUACAAGUGCAAGGAAUGUCGCCGAAACUGGACUCAUGGUGGAGCGCUAAGGAACAUACCGAUUGGUGGAAGUGGCCGUAAAAAGAAGAGUACAAUGAUAGAUCAACCUUUUGUUUCUCAGGCAGUUUCUGCUGAGAUCCAACAAGUUAGUCGUCGUCGCCAACCUUUCUUACAUGCUCAAAAAACCAACCAGUUUGUUGAAUAUUUUGGUGGUUCUUCUUAUGGCUUUGAUGUUGAUAACCAUGUCGGUUCUUUUCCUAAAAUUUGCGGCGAUGGGGUGCUUCCAUUUCAAAGUUUUCCACCAAUGGAUCGCUCUUAUUUCCAUGAUGGAUUGUUUCAACAAGAUUACUACAACGUUGAGUCCAAUGAUUUGAUUGGUAAUCAUUUGAAUAACCAAUCAAUUGGUAAUCAUUUGAUUAACACAUCAAUUGGUAGUUAUAAUGUUGUGAGCUCUAAUCAUAACAGUUACAUUAAUCAAGAGCAUCGAGACAAGUGGAACCAGAGCUUAAACAAUACUAUGAACAUGAAUCAUAAUGCCAGCACCAGUGGAAGCAGAGAAUGGUGGGACACUGAUCACAUGAACAAUUACAACGGCAACAUAAAGAAAAACUGUGUGUAUGAGUCCUCUUACCAUUUGGAGAAGCAUGGUCCUUGAAUCUUAGCCUUAUUAUCCAUUUUCCCUUUCUGUUUUUAUUUUUAAGUGAUGAAAGCUUCUACCGUUGUUUCCCAAAAUUCAGACAUAAGUUGCUUGUCGGAUUUUCCCCCCUAUCUAUAAUUAUAUGAAUAUCUCUAUGGAUCAGUCCGUUAAUUAUAUUGCCUACUGCCAAUGCACUUUUCUGGUUAUAAGUAGGAUCUUGAGCCAAAAAUAUAUACUAGUUCUUUAUAUUUUUAGCUAACAUGUACAACAAAUUACGUCCAAGAUAAACCCCACAAAUGCAAUAAUCUCGAUACAACAUAAGUUUUUUCGUUGAUAAAUGAUUUGUACAACACAAGUUAAGCUCAUGAACAUGAAUCAUAACGCCAGCACCAGUGGAAGUAGAGUAUCUUUGGAGACUGAUCACAUGAACAAGAACAAUGGCAACAUCAAAAACAACUGUGUAUGCGUCCUUUUGGAGAAGCAUGGUCCAUAAAUAUUAGCCGUAUUACCCAUGUUCCUUUUAUGUUUUUGUGCGUUUUGAAGUGAUGAAAGAUUCUGUUGUUGUUUCCCAAAAAUUCAGACAUAAGUUGCUUGUCUGUUUUUUUUCCCGUAUAAUUAUGCUGGAAUAUUCAUUUUUUUCUGGUUAUAACUUAUAAGUAGGAUCUUGAGCCAAACCAUAAAUCUAAUUCUUUAGAUUUUUAUCUAACAUGGAAAAUAGAUCACGUCCAAGAUAAACCAACAAGUGCAAUAAUCUCGAUACAAUAUCAUUUUUUUUUAUAAAUGAUUAGUACAACACAAGUUACAACUCAUGCAUGCAAUUUAAUAUUUUUUUGAAAAUUUGGAUACUCGUAGAACUUGUAGUUUUUGUGUUUUGACGACUUAAUGCAUUCACUGAGAGUCUGAGAUUAUACUUCAAAACUAGAGAGUAUCAAACAUCCCGACCAUAACACACCAACGACAAAACUAUUAACGCAUGGAUGCAGCCUGUGAGUACACACACUCUGAAAUUUAGCCUAUGGGAGACAGAACUAUUACACUGCACAUUACCAAUCUCCUAAUCAGAUGAUAUGCCUGUGGAGUAAUUUGGUGAAAGGAUGAGCAAAACAAUUGGCACUAGUCCGGAGAUUACAGACUUGACAAUCCUGAAACCUCCUUUUAUAGUUAUGCUCUGCUUUGGUGCUAAUUGUUUGUACACACUUGCACAAUCAGGAUCGGGAUAAUACUCUAUAGUUGUACCUUGGUGUCGAUUGAUAAUAUUAGGAAGUUAAUCUCAGAAAGAGUCAAAGAGAUCUAAUCAUCUAAGAAACUUUUUUUUUUGAAACACAACUUUCAUUUAACUCAAACUUGAAGACUACAAUGACAAGAGGGAAUUAAACAUUCUCUUAAAAACAAACCAUAAACUACAACAGCAAAAGCAAUUAAACAUAAUAAGUCUUCAUAUGAAGUUGACAGCAAAUUCGAGACAUGGCUUGAAUGCGUCGAUAAAGCAUUUCCAGAAAAGUCGGAUCGCUGAGAUUUAGUCACAAGUGACGUUGAGAGACAACCCUCACCAACAAGAAAAACCGAAGUAAUCUUGAUUGCACCUUCUGGCCCCGUACAGACCGCUACGCAAGGAAACAAACCGGUGAGUAAGCUGAAACAAUAACUCGGAAAAGGAUCAGAAAGAACAUAUCUGUUCAUAGAAUGGAGGCAUGAUUGUAAGAUUCUGUCCUCGGCCAAGGAGGAUGAUGAAAACGAUAACAGAUCCGGUGAGUCCACCGAAAACUGCUUCCUAACUGAGUGAUAUUGCAAUAAGCUCAGAAUAAAGACUUCAAUGAAUCCAUCGAAGCUCUUUAAAUUAACCAGAGAAACCAAAACCGAAAUU
This is a messenger RNA of Brassica rapa (field mustard), 7164 nucleotides long. RefSeq names its product dof zinc finger protein DOF4.3-like. Gene Ontology annotation, biological process: regulation of DNA-templated transcription. The record is from RefSeq and is a predicted model, not a curated record. NCBI's taxonomy places the organism in Eukaryota, Viridiplantae, Streptophyta, Magnoliopsida, Brassicales, Brassicaceae. Gene Ontology annotation, molecular function: DNA-binding transcription factor activity; DNA binding.